Messenger RNA from Schistosoma turkestanicum, 1497 nucleotides. The record is from the annotation of a GenBank genome assembly. Lineage: Eukaryota; Metazoa; Platyhelminthes; Trematoda; Strigeidida; Schistosomatidae.
AUGCCUGAUUUUAAUUUUACACAAACUGAUUUAACUAAUGAAUCUAUUGAAACAUUGAGAUUAUUUUAUUUAGUACGAACAAUUUGUAUGCAAGGAUUAAUUCCUGUUGUUUGUAUAAUUGGUAUCUCAACAAAUUGUUUAAAUAUUCUUGUCUUAAUAAGACCACGUAUGAAUUCAUCAACAAAUAAAUAUUUACUUGCUGUAGCAGUAUCUGAUUUAUUCUAUGGCAUCACAUUAUUAUUAUUAACAUUGAGAACAUUGGAUAAAUUUGAAACAUCAAUACAUUAUAUGUAUUUAUUGCCAUAUAUGAUGGCAUUCGGGAAUUUAUGUAGUAAUACAUCAUGUUGGUUAACUUGUGCAUUUGCUGCUGAACGAUAUAUUGCAGUUUCAUCGCCAAUAUUAGCGCGUAAAAUUUGUACAAAACAAAAUUGUAAAUGGAUUAUACUUGUGAUCUUUUUGCUUACAUUGAGUGUAACGCUACCGGAUUUUUUAUCAUAUACAGUGAAAUGGAGUGAAGAGUUUAACAUUGAUGAGAUACAAACGAUGAAUGAUAAUCUCAAUGAUGUUGAUGAUUUAACAUUGAAUGUAAAUCAAACUAUUCGAAUGAACAGUAAUAAUAAUAAUAAGAAUAACAAUAAUAUAACAAAAAUUAGUCAACAACAAUCUAUUCGUGCACCACAUUAUAUUUUAACUGAAACUAAAAUAGGUGAAAUUUUAAAUAAAAAUGGAUGGCCAAUUAUUAUAAUUAUUUUAGUUGUCAUAGGUCCUUUAAUUAUAUUAUCCGUUUUCAAUGGUCUUCUUAUCAAAUCAAUCAUACAAGCAUCGAAAAUUCGUUUAAAAAUGACGAAGAAAACAACAAAUGAAGUAGUUUUACCAAAAAUUCGUUAUGGUAUUGUAUAUGUCACUGAUAGUUUAAUAAACUAUACAAAAAAUAAUAAUUCAGAACAAAUCGUCAAUCAGGCGAGUCAUGAAUGUGAUUCAUCAUAUAAAAAUUCAAUUAAAAAUUUUCAACUAUUUAGUAAGUACAAAACACGUCGACAACAUCAUCAACAACAACAACAACAGAACAGAAGUAAAUUAUCCAGAGGAAAUAUUCUCUCAGCAAUGGAAAUUCAUGAAACCACCGAUAAUAAUCCUAAUCCUAAUGAACCAGAGAAUUUACCAACAAACAGUUAUCGUUCAUUAACAAAUUCUGCACCGAAACUAUACACUCUACAUCAAUCACGUGCAUAUUUCAAUGAAAAAGAUCGUAUUACUUUAAUGUUAAUAUUAAUUGUUGUUGCAUUUUGUGUAUUGACUAUGCCAAGUGCAUUGUUACACUUAAUUAAAGUAUCACAUCCAAAUAUUCGCCGACCAUUGGUACGUUUACAAUUAGCUAUAGCUGGUAAUUUUGUCAAUUUAAGUUUAGCUAUUAAUUCAACAUUGAAUUUCUUUUUUUAUUCAUGGCUUAGUAGACGUUUUCGUAGAACAUUUUAUAAUCUUAUUAAAUGUAAUUAA